AUGAAAGGCAGCAACGGCUUCGCCAUAGCCCUCGGGCUUUCACUCUCUAAAAGUGUGGCCGCAGUUUACACAAACUCGACAUCGUCAUGCUGCAACGCUAUAGCGCAGGCUCUUUCAAAUAAUGUCUACAGUCCUUCGACAUCUGCAUACAACGUCUCCAUCAACACUCGAUGGUCCGGAACAUCGGUCUUGGAACCAGCCUGUGUCAUCAUUCCUCAAUCCGCCGAAGAUGUCUCGGCGGCUAUCAAGCUCAUCACUCAGAACCAGUGCAAAUUCUCUGUGAAAAGUGGUGGCCACAACGCAAAUCCCGGGGCAAACAGCAUCAGCGGUGGCGUUUCUAUCGACCUGAGCGGUUUCAAAUCGACUUCUUUGUCGGCCGAUCGUAGCUUUGUCAGUCUCGGAUCUGGUGUCACUUGGGGCGAGGCCUACGAUGCCUUUAACAGCAGCAAUAUCGGUUUCACUGGCGGAAUCUGCGAAGACGUUGGCGUUGGUGGAGUUUCCCUAGGUGGAGGACAAUCUCUCUUCGCACCUAAAAGGGGCUGGGCUGUUGAUAACAUCUUGAACUACGAAAUUGUUUUGGCGUCUGGAGAUAUUGUCAAUGCCAACGAGACCAGCAAUGCUGAUCUGUUCAAGGCCUUGAAAGGUGGCAACACAAACUUUGGCAUCGUCACUCGCGUGGACUUGGAUGCUUUUGACUUUGACGGUCUUUGGGGUGGUGAAGUCUAUGUCAACCUUACUGGCACUGAGGCAGCUCGUUCAGAUGUGUUGGACCAGAUCAGCCAUGCCAUCACAAACUUUACUACCAACAACCAUCUUGAUACUAGUUCGGCUGUUCAAUUGAUGACAGUCUACCUCAGCGGAGGUCGUGGUCAGAUUGUCAAUGCCGCCUUUGGAAACACUGACGGCGUGGAGAAACCGGAAUCCAUCCAGCCUUUCUUGGAAAUGCCAAACCAGGUUUUGAAUGAAGCCGGUCCAGUCAAGAUAGCCGAUUUUGUGCACAAAGUCAGCCAGUUUCAGGCUAAGGGUUACAGGGAGGUUACGGCAAGUGUGACUUUCAACAAUGACUACAACACAAUCCGCGAUAUCUGGGAUGCCACUGAUGCCGUUUACGACGCACUUUCAUCCAAGGAUAAAGUUGACUGGAUGGUGUCUUUCAUCCCCCAGGCUCAGAUUCAACAGACUUAUGCCGCCAAGCGGGGAGGAAACAGUCUCGGUCUCACUGAUGUUCCUGACCAAAUUGUUGUUUGGUUGACCUCGCGCUGGACCGAUCCGUCUCUGGAUGAAAUGAUGGAAGGCGCAAGACAACAAUUCGUUGACGAAUCAGUAGCUGUCGCUCAGAAAUACGACACCUACUAUCCUUUCCUUUACAUCAACUAUGCUGCUCCUUUCCAAAACCCACUGUGUGGUUAUGGCGAUGAGAGUGUGGAGUUCCUCAAGACCGCUGCAAGCAAGUACGACCCCAAUGGUGUCUUCCAAACUCUUAUGCCCGGUGGAUUCAAAGUGGGCAACUUAACGUGUUCUUGA
Messenger RNA from Talaromyces rugulosus, 1524 nucleotides. RefSeq lists its product as uncharacterized. Lineage: Eukaryota; Fungi; Ascomycota; Eurotiomycetes; Eurotiales; Trichocomaceae. The transcript is spliced from 4 exons. The coding region runs from base 1 to 1524 and encodes 507 amino acids. Gene Ontology annotation, molecular function: FAD binding. The record is from RefSeq and is a predicted model, not a curated record.